Messenger RNA from Entelurus aequoreus (snake pipefish), 5324 nucleotides. RefSeq names its product MDS1 and EVI1 complex locus (gene mecom). The coding region runs from base 597 to 3809 and encodes 1070 amino acids. Gene Ontology annotation, molecular function: RNA polymerase II cis-regulatory region sequence-specific DNA binding; DNA-binding transcription activator activity, RNA polymerase II-specific. Lineage: Eukaryota; Metazoa; Chordata; Actinopteri; Syngnathiformes; Syngnathidae. Gene Ontology annotation, cellular component: nucleus. The record is from RefSeq and is a predicted model, not a curated record. The transcript is spliced from 18 exons. Gene Ontology annotation, biological process: regulation of transcription by RNA polymerase II.
UACUACCUCUGCUACCUUUCAUUCCAAGCCAUUGUUCCCUGCACGUUUUUCCAGGCCACAAUGACGGAGAUGAAGAGUUCGCCCUUGAACCUUCAGACAUCUUAGCCGAUUCUUGUGGCACAGAAGGUGAACCUCUGCAAUUUCCAGCCUCGGCGGAGGAGCCAACAUCCCUUUUGCUGUCUGAAGAUGACUGCUCACCUCAGAGGCCUUCAUCCUUCCCACACCCGAGCAUCUUCUUAAACCAGGAGGACUUGGCCAUUCCUCUGGACUUUGAAUUACGUGAGUCAGAUGCUUUCGGCGGUACGGCGGGCAUCUGGAGUCGCAGGAGCAUUUACGUCGGCGAGCGCUUUGGACCAUACCUUGGAGAGCGAAGACCUUCCCUUAGAGAUCCAACUCAAGGCUGGGAGAUCUUGGACGGGUCAGGCCAUGUGAAAUUUUGCGUGGAUGCCAGCAAGCCAGACAUCGGGAGCUGGCUGAAGUACAUCCAGUUCGCCUCCGCCGCCCAGCAGCAUAACCUGACCGCGUGCCAGAUAGAUGAUCAGAUCUUCUACAAAGUCACUCGAGAGAUUUUCCCCGGAGAGGAGCUGCUUCUCUCCAUGAAGGCUGAAGAGUAUUCAUGUGAUAGCAUCAUGGCUCCUGACAUCCAUGAGGAGAGGCAGUACCGCUGUGAGGACUGUGACCAGCACUUUGAGUCCCGCAACCAACUACUGGACCACCAAAUGCAGCAGUGUGGGAUGCCAACUUCCUCUUUCCUUAAUGCAGGAGAGGACAGUGACACUGCCCAGGAACCUCAAGACCUGCGACCCAUCCACUUGUCUCAUGGUCUUCACGAGUGUAAAGAGUGUGACCAGGUCUUCCCGGACAUCCAAAGUCUGGAAGCGCACUCUCUGUCCCACUCUGAGGAGAGGGAAUACAAGUGUGACCAGUGUCCUAAGGCAUUCAACUGGAAAUCAAACCUGAUCCGACACCAGAUGUCACACGACAGCGGCAAGCACUAUGAAUGUGAAAACUGCUCAAAGCAGGUGUUCACAGACCCCAGUAACCUUCAGAGGCACAUUCGCUCGCAGCACGUGGGGGCGCGGGCCCACGCCUGCUCCGACUGCGGCAAGACAUUCGCCACGUCCUCUGGGCUGAAGCAGCAUAAGCACAUCCAUAGCAGUGUCAAGCCCUUCAUGUGUAAGUCACUAAGACCCUACCUAUGUGAGGUAUGCCAUAAGUCCUACACCCAGUUCUCGAACCUGUGCCGCCACAAACGCAUGCAUGCAGACUGCCGAACGCAGAUCAAGUGCAAGGACUGUGGACAGAUGUUCAGCACCACCUCGUCCCUGAACAAGCACCGGCGCUUCUGUGAAGGGAAAAACCAUUUCACAGCAGGGGGAUUGUUCGCCCAGAGUAUGCCACUCCCUGGAGGCCCUGGAAUGGACAAAUCAGCUUUGGCAAUGGGCCACAGCAGCGCCGGAUUGGCUGAUUACUUCGGUGCUAGCCGACAUCAUAGCGGGCUUACUUUCCCCGCCGCGCCAGCGUUCCCGUUCAGCUUCCCUGGUCUUUUCCCUUCUGGACUCUACCACCGACCACCACUCAUUCCUGCCACCUCUUCCCCUGUUAGACAAGCAACUCGCACUGCUGUUGCAGACCUGAGUAAGAGUCCACUGUUGCCUCCCAGCCCUGGAGCUCAGGAGUCCAGAGAGCUCCUCAAGGCCCUCCAUAAGGACAGGAGUUCUCCCGCAAGUCACAUCGCAGCCUCAGAACUUCACAACCAGAGCUUGUUGUCCUCGACGAAGCUGCGCAACAAGCAAAGUGACCAGUCGGAAAGCAGCGAUCUGGACGACGUCAGCACACCCAGCGGGAGUGAUCUAGAAAGUAUGUCGAGCUCUGAGCUAGAAAGCGAUAUGGACAUUGAGAGGGAUAGGGGUGCUGCCCGGGAAAAUGGCAAAAGCCACAAACGGAAGCUGUGUGAGGGAAGCCCCGAGAGCCCCAGCCUGACUAGCAGCGGUUCUGAUAAAAACUUUGCCGGACCGUCCCUAACCCCUUCCUCCCUGGACGAGCACACAGCUGUUACAGGGGCUGUGAAUGACUCUAUAAAGGCCAUUGCAUCCAUUGCUGAGAAGUACUUUGGCUCCACAGGCCUGAGCAGCCUGCAGGACAAAAAGGUUGGGUCCCUGGCUUAUCCCUCCAUGUUCCCCUUGCCUUUCUUCCCAGCUUUCUCUCCUCCCAUGUAUCCUUUCCAAGACAGGGAUGUCCGACCUUCCGGGCUUAAGGGUGAGCUUCAGUUGCAGGCAGAUGGCUGCAAAAAGGCUCAGAACAAAUCUUCAUCAGAGUCCCCGUUUGACCUCACCACUAAGCGAAAGGAAGAGAAACCCGGCCCGCUUUCGUCCUCUAAACCAGAGGCAUCGCUUUCCACCGGCCAGGAUCAGCCUCUAGACCUCAGUCUAGGGACUAGGGGCCGAAAAGAGGAUGAAAAGAAUAAGAGCGUAGGCAAUGAAGAUAGGAAGGCCGGUAUGGAAACUCCAAAGCCUGAUAACUCUUUACAACAUGCCAGGCCAACUCCUUUCUUCAUGGACCCCAUCUACAGCAGGGUUGAGAAGAGGAGAAUGAGUGAUCCGUUUGAGACGCUGAAAGACAAGUACAUGCGACCAGCCCCGGGAUUCCUCUUCCAUCCACAGUUUCGUUUGCCGGAUCAGAACACUUGGAUGUCGGCUAUCGAGAACAUGGCUGAGAAGCUGGAGACGUUUAGCUCCUUGAAGCCAGAGUCCGGGGACCUGCUGCGCUCCGUGCCCUCCAUGUUCGACUUCAGAGCGCCACCCUCGGCGCUCCCUGAGACGCUGCUGCGCAAAGGCAAGGAGCGCUAUACUUGCAGAUAUUGUGGUAAAAUCUUCCCACGCUCUGCCAACCUGACGCGCCACCUUAGGACUCAUACAGGCGAGCAACCUUACAGGUGUAAAUACUGCGACCGCUCCUUCAGCAUCUCCUCCAACCUGCAGCGGCACAUUCGCAACAUCCACAACAAGGAGAAGCCGUUCAAGUGCCACUUAUGCGACCGUUGCUUCGGUCAGCAAACCAACCUGGAUCGCCACCUCAAGAAGCAUGAGAACGGUAACCUGUCAGGCACUGCAAUGUCAUCGCCACAGUCUGAACCAGACGGAAGCAGCGCAAUAUUGGACGACAAAGAAGACUCUUACUUUAACGAAAUAAGAAAUUUCAUCAGCAACACAGGCCAGAGCCAAACAUCACCAGACCCCUCUGAAGAAGGGGUCAAUGGCGUCACUUUAGAUGAAGAAAAGCCUUUGAUGGCCAGCCGUGGGUCACAUGACCUGGUAGACGACGACGCAGAGGAGCUGGGCGCUGACGACGAAGGGGAGGAGCCUGGCGACGCCCUGAACAAACCUCAGGAAGAGAUGCCCUCCGAUAACCUCAGCGGCGACAUCAUCCAAGACGAAAUGGACUUCAGUACGACAAACGGCGUGAGCUGCAAAAUCUCGCCAAGCAGCUAUACACAUGAAGAAGAGCAGAGUGGCUUCUCAGCUUUGGAUCAGAUCCGACACUUUUCCGACAUGCGCAAGCUGGAUGAGAGCGAGAUGAGCGACGGCGAAGGUGACGAUGACGCUCGAUCGUUCGGCCACCCCUCGCUGAGUGAGGCGGUCAAGCAGCCGCUCUUUCGGAAGUCCAAGUCACAGGCGUACGCCAUGAUGCUGUCUCUGGCCGAAAAGGACUCUCUCCAUCCCGCCACGCACACGCCCGCCACCAUAUGGCACAGUCUGGCCCGGGCUGCUGCUGAAUCCAGUGCCCUCCAGUCCCUCAGCCACGUAUGAUGACGCACCCUCACCUUUCAAGUCCCCCCUAUACCCUGACUCAUGGGACCGGGGAGGCCACUUCAGGCCCCCUAAAUGUCUUCGGAGUGACUGCUAAGCAGAACCACGGCCCAUCCGACUGCCGAGCGGAGCGCCUCGUAUAGACAAACGCAGAGCCCGGAAAAACCUCACCUUCAAAAACGUCCCUCAGAGACCUUAAAAAAAAUCGAUUUCCGACCAGGACGACGGCAGCGGUGUGGUGGAAAUAAUAAUCCUAAAGUAAUAAUAGUGGUAUUUAUUCUCUCUGUUUGCACAGCAAAGGCAGCUGGUGGACACGGAAGAUGUGCUGAUGGCGUUCACUGCAGCAGGGCCGACAUUUGGACUUGUCUGAAAGGCAAACAUGUUGAACUGUCCCGUGCGUGUAUUCAAACUGUAUUUUAAGGAGUCAGUUCAACCCCCCCCCCAAGGGUGUUUUGCUCAAAAGGCAAAACCGAAAAAAAAAAAUGCACUUGACGUAAUGAAGGGCGGUAGCAAGACAUGACUUGGUAUCGUAGAAAGGUCAAAAACAACAAGUACUGAUAAUAAAGUUCAAUCAGGCCAGUUCCCCCCGUCUGUAUUUCUGCAGUUCUCCUGCACAAUCAUUGCACUGUACACACUUGUCCACCCUGCGCUGUCUGUGAAAGGUUAUAAAUAGAUUUCAUUUUAGUGAAUGAGAAGAAUAAGUAGCCAGUGCUGAAGUUAAGUGUUGUUCUGUAAAGGGCGUUUGUCUAUCCCCCCCCCCCCCACCCCCAGACCCUCGUGUCCGUCCUAGUCAGCCAACAAUGCCACUAAUUCGCUUGAAUGCUCGUCGUUAGCUCCUGUCUCUUUCAUUUUAGACAAUCAUGAUUUUUUUUUUUUUUUGCUUUCUUUGUAUUUUCUUUGUCGGUGUCGUCGUCGUCGUUGUUUGCUGUUGUAUGUUGACGAUUGUAUUUAUUUCUUGGCAAACGAUGUAGUUUGUUUACUGAAUAGCACUGCUCCAAGCCCGAGUGAUGGGAGAUUCCUCAGCGGGCCCAAUCGUUGACUUCGUUUUGUUUUUUUCUCUCUAGAUUUGAGUGCCAGAUAGUAUUGAACUUUCAACUCACUCCUUAUUCUUUUAAUGGAACCGGUUCAUGAAUAGAUGUUAGGUUUUUUUUUCUAUGACAAUUGUAAAAAAUACAAAAUAAAAAAAAUGUUACGCGACAAAAAAACAACAACCCUGGCAUCAGUUUGUUUCAUAAGCGCAUGAUUUGUGUUGACUUUUUCUACGGUUGUCUGCAAGCUCGUGUGACGUUCAGUUCUUGUUAAAUAAACCUUUGUGCCAAACGUAUCAUUUUCAAAAAACCUGUUCAUUUAUUCUCCCGUUUUGAGGGACCAGAUUUUGGUUUUUUUUGUCGUCCUUGUUUAUAACCAAUUUUAAAGAGUAAUCGGCAAGUUGAGGUACUUUUGUUUCAAUGCUUUUUACAAUGUAACUGUUAUGCAUUUCAAUUCAAAUACUGUGGGAGGAACAACUAAAUAAAG